Molecule: messenger RNA, 2076 nt
Organism: Malus domestica (apple)
Lineage: Eukaryota; Viridiplantae; Streptophyta; Magnoliopsida; Rosales; Rosaceae
Biological process (GO): polyamine transport
Cellular component (GO): periplasmic space
Molecular function (GO): polyamine binding
Source: RefSeq, a predicted model, not a curated record
UAUCAUCAUCACUGCAGAGCGUCGUCUUCCUUUGUGAGCUCUCUCUCUCUCUCUGCUCAGUUGUCUGCAGUCCGCAGAGUGUCCUCUCUCCUCUGUUGGCCGUCGUCCCUCACGCUCGCAGCUAAUGACACACACUGAGAGAGAUUUUAAGUGCCACGAGAAAUGAAAUGCUUUCGGGUUGCUACCUGAUCACAUGAUACUGUGCUCCCUCUGUCAUCACAUUUUCAGCCCAAUUACGAAAACUCCUGUGAAUAUGGCUGCUGCUGCGUUGGUAGUACCAUCAUACAUCCCGUUCCCCUUAGACCGCUCUGGUCCCCAUAGCUCUAAGCUCACCUUUUUCUUCUCUACCAAAUCCCUACCAAGGUUCCACUAUCAUAGGCCUCUCACAUUCUCUUGUGGCCUCAACCUCACUCCACAUUUGCAAGCGCCGGAGCCUCCCACCUCCGCUGUGUCUCAAACCCUGGUUCGACUUGCCGCCUCCACCGCAGUCUUUUUUGGGCUUGGGCUUUGCUGUUGGGCCAGUUCAGCUCAAUGUCGGCCUCUUCCUCUCGGCAAGCCUCAAGUGGUUCUAGAGGAGGAGCACACAGUUCAAGCCAAAGAUGAUGGAGAUGAAGCUAAAUCUGAAAGUUUGGGAAAAUCGGAAGAUAACAAGUUGGAAGCAGCAUUUGCAGCUUGGAAGUCUAAGACUUAUGCUUUGACAGUCCCUUUGAGACUUGCUGCUCUCCGUGGCUCUGUGCCUCCUUCAUGGGUUAAGGAUUUUAUGCAAUCUCAAGGAAAAAGAUCAAAGGUUCACAUGAAGUCGCAUGCAAGCCUUGAGGGCAUCUUUUCUGAUCUAUCAAUGGCCUUUAGCAAAGGCAAUGUUGGGCCUUCAUCUGUCGUCGCAGCUGACCUCGUUAGUGUUGGGGACUCUUGGCUCAGUUAUGCCAUUAGCAAGGCUGUGAUUGAGCCCAUUCAAGGGGUAGAAGACCAGGACUGGUUUAAAGGCUUGAGUGACCGAUGGAAAGUAUAUCUCCGCAGGAACUCUGAGGGGAGAAUUGACACUGACGGUAAAGUAUGGGCUUCGCCGUAUCGCUGGGGCUGCAUGGUGAUAGCAUACAAAAAAAGUAAAUUUCGAAAGCAUAAGUUGGCUCCUGUAGAGGACUGGGCAGAUUUAUGGCGACCUGAACUUGCAGGGAAGAUUUCUAUGGUUGAUUCUCCUAGAGAGGUUCUUGGUGCAGUUUUGAAGUAUAUGGGAGCAUCAUACAACACGAAACACAUCCAUUCGCAAGUUGACGGUGGGAAAGAUGCUGUCAGGCAAAAUCUGGCUUUACUUGUAAAACAGGUCCGACUAUUUGACAGUGUACAUUAUUUAAAAGCAUUUGGGGUUGGAGACGUGUGGGUGGCUGUUGGGUGGAGCAGUGAUGUUCUUCCUGUUGCCAAACGCAUGUCUGAUGUUGCAGUAAUUGUUCCAAAAUCUGGAGCUAGUAUAUGGGCAGAUCUAUGGGCAAUCCCUGCCACCAGUCGGCUUGAAACAAAUCGAAUUGGGGGGCGAGUUAGAGGGCCGUCUCCACUCAUCCAUCAAUGGAUGGAGUUCUGCUUGCAAACUGCUAGAACACUCCCUUUUAAGCAGGAGGUAAUCCCAGGAGCUUCCCCUUCCGUGCUUGAUAGUGCUCAGCCUGAAGAUUUGAAAGAGCUCAAGGGUAAGCCGAAACUGGACACAAACCUCGUGGCAGGAGUACCGCCACCUGAGAUUUUGGAAAGGUGUGAGUUUUUGGAGCCUUUAACUGAAUCUACGCUAUCAGAAUAUCAACGGUUGAUUGCUAAUGUGCACAAACCUAGGGAUGGUUUGAUCACUAGUACGCGUGAUUAUAUGUCAUCAUUGAUCCAAAAUUUUAGAAUGAAGCUGCAAUCGAAGCCAACAUAAUCCUGAAUUAUAACAGGAGCCUAAACCAAGUACAAAGUUGCAUGAUGAGAAUUAAUUCAUUUGUUUAUAUCCAGUAACAUAAGUUCAUGGAGACAUGCAAUGUUCAGCAGAAUUGUAAAAAUAUUAUCGAGGAACUACUUGUAUAAUAUGGUGGAUACGCUUAUUUUCUCGUU